AUGGCGGACUACGUACUCGAUGGCGUCCAUGAGGGCGAUCAGGAUGAGUUUGUUGAUGAGGCGUCCAAGGAGGAGUCGAUAAAUUCGGACACGUUUGAAGCCGUAAGUUCGGAUUCUUUAUGGAUUUCCCCUAGGAUAUCGAAGCGAUGAAAGAACGGUUGAAGGAAAUGGAGGCUGACGCUAACAAACUCCACAACAUAAGCAGCAACGUCGAGAGAUCGUCAGCAAGUGCGUUCCAGUCGCGUUUAUAAUUUUUUUCAGAAUCAAGUGUUUCGGUUGUAUCGGAGGAAGAAAAGGCAGAAGUUGAUUUACGCUCUAUCUAUGUUGGCAAUGUAAGACCGUCUUAUCAUCUCAUCUUUGAAGGUGGACUAUGGUUCAACAGCAGAAGAACUCGAGGCUCAUUUCCGCUGUUGCGGCGCAAUUAACCGUGUUACCAUUUUAUGUGACCGUUACACAGGCCACCCAAAAGGAUUUGCUUACAUCGAGUUUGAGAGUGAAGACGCAAUAGAAGCUGCGGUUGCUCUCGACGACUCUAAUUUUCGCGGCAGACCUCUGAAGGUCAUGCCAAAGAGGACUAACCUUCCAGGAUUGUCAAGUUCUAGCCGGUUCAGGGGUCGUAUGCGUCGUCGCUUUAACCCAUAUGGCAUCAGAGCAGGGUACGGCUUCCUCCGCCCAAGGACUUCCCGCUUCAGGUGUGGGUCGUUCAUUGUGUGCUUGUAUUUUUAUUUGCUUCACUUUUCACAUUGGUUUUUUUUAAAUAUUGUAGGAGACGUCGUAUUUAUUUCAGUGCACCGUAUUGA
Molecule: messenger RNA, 800 nt
Organism: Spirometra erinaceieuropaei
Lineage: Eukaryota; Metazoa; Platyhelminthes; Cestoda; Diphyllobothriidea; Diphyllobothriidae
Source: the annotation of a GenBank genome assembly